AUGAGAGUGCAUCUUCAUAAUGACGUGGAUUCAGGACUUUACGCAGAAAUUUUGUUGAAAAUUAGUGAUGGUUGUUUAGACGUUGACGCUGAAGGCUACAUAUCACUGUCAAGAGAAUUUUGUAAUUUAGUAGAAAGUGAUGUGGAUCUCAUUGCUAAUGUUUUUCCGGAAUUGCAACAAAAUUUUAGUAGUGAUCAGUGGUUGUGUGCAAGAGCAAUAUUAGCACCAAGAAAUGAAAUUUUAAACGAGGUUCAAGGAGAAAUGAAGGAAUAUUUGUCAGUGGAUACAAUUAUUAAUACGGAACUAAGUACUUCAUAUCCUGUGGAGUUUUUAAAUUCACUUGAACUAUCGGGUGUACCGUCACAUAAACUUCAAUUGAAACUAAAUGUAAAAGUAAUGCUUAUGCGAAAUCUAGAUGCUCCUCGGCUAUGUAAUGGAACAAAGCUUCGAAUAACAAAAUUGGGACAGAACAUACUUGGUGCUACUAAUUUAACAGGUGUCGGUAAGGGAAAUAGUGUUAUAAUACCUCGGAUACCAAUUAUUGCCACUGACCUUCCAUUCCAAUUUAAAAGGGUUCAGUUUCACGUCAAGCUUAGCUUUGCUGUUACUAUAAACAAGGCACAAGGACAAACAUUACAGGUAGCAGGAGUGCAUUUAGAAAACCCAUGCAUCUCUCAUGGUGAACUUUAA
This is a messenger RNA of Eupeodes corollae, 690 nucleotides long. RefSeq lists its product as uncharacterized. Bases 1 to 690 code for a protein of 229 amino acids. The transcript has a single exon. The record is from RefSeq and is a predicted model, not a curated record. NCBI's taxonomy places the organism in Eukaryota, Metazoa, Arthropoda, Insecta, Diptera, Syrphidae.